Messenger RNA from Microdochium trichocladiopsis, 1479 nucleotides. Its product is annotated as major facilitator superfamily domain-containing protein. NCBI's taxonomy places the organism in Eukaryota, Fungi, Ascomycota, Sordariomycetes, Xylariales, Microdochiaceae. Bases 1 to 1479 code for a protein of 492 amino acids. The transcript has 4 exons. Gene Ontology annotation, molecular function: transmembrane transporter activity. Gene Ontology annotation, biological process: transmembrane transport. The record is from RefSeq and is a predicted model, not a curated record.
AUGUCACUCGCGCAGCAGUCGUGUGAGCUAGGUGGUCCUCUCAGCACCUCCGCCGCCACGACCACUACCAACCAUGACCACGCCAUCGAGCUUGAAGAGAUCAACUUGGAAAACGCUUACGAGGAUGACCUCCUUGCGGGAGCCGAAGGCUUCCCCCUUGAUGGCGGGUAUGGCUGGGUCGUCGCCGUCUGCGUCUUUGUCGCCAAUGCGCACACGUGGGGGAUCAAUGCAUCAUGGGGUGUGCUGCUCAACCACUUCCUCACCAAUGAUAGCUUUCCUGGGGCGAGCAAGUUUCUCUAUGCCCUCAUUGGCGGCUUGUCCAUUUCGCAAUCUCUCAUCAUUGCCCCAGUGGCUGUGGCGGCCCAUGCCCGCUUUGGCCCUCGAGUGACGAUGCUCGCCGGCGCUCUCUUCAUCUUUGCGGCACUCUGUGCGGCAGGGUCAUCGACGCAGAUCUGGCAGCUGAUCCUGACACAGGGUUUCGUCUUUGGCUGGGGUAUGGGCUUCAUCUACCUGCCGGCCAUGGAAGUACUCCCUCACUGGUUCUCUCGACAUCGCAGCCUGGCAGUCGGUCUAGCGGCGUCCGGCGCAGGUCUCGGUGGCCUCGCAUACAGUCUGCUCACAGGACAACUGCUACAAAGAUAUGAUGUUGUCUGGACGUACCGCAUCCUCAGCUUCGUCUCUCUCGUCAUGAACCUGGCAUCUGUCGCCUUCCUGCGCCAACAUCCCCUCUGCCGCCAGCGCCGCCGCGGCAGCGGCGACGGCAUUACAGGUAAAAGCCAGCACCAGGCCCUGAACCCUCGCCACUUUGGCCGUGUCGAGAUCCUGCUCGUUGUGCUCUGGGGCUUCGUCACCGAACUCGGCUACAUCACGCUUCUCUACUCGCUCCCGACCUACGCGACGUCGAUCGGCCUAGAUCCGGUCCAGGGCUCCGUCGCACAAGCUCUGCUCAACCUCGGCUCUGCGGUCGGUCGCCCGAUAGUAGGGUACUACAGCGACCGGGUCGGGCGGAUCAACAUCGCCCUCGCCGCCACUUUCGCCUGCGCGCUCUUCGUGUUUGCCCUGUGGCUGCCCGCGCACAGCUACGGCGCGCUGCUCGCCUUUUCCUUGCUCGUGGGGACCGUGUGCGGCACCUUCUGGAGCUCGAUAUCCCCCGUCCUGGCCGAGGUCGUCGGGCUCGUCGAGCUGGGCGGCGUCAUGGGCAGCAUCUGCUUCGCGCUCGUGCUGCCCACCACCUUCGCCGAGGCCAUUGCCAUCCAGCUCGUGGACGGCGGCGGCGGCUUCGGGGCGUUCCUGAACGGCCAGGUGUUUGUCGGGUGCAUGUUCCUCGCCGGCGCGCUGAGCCUGCUCGGCCUGAGGACAUGGAAGAUUGCCGACAAGGAAGGCAGUAGACCCGGUAACGCCGGUGCAGCGCGCGGUCUGAGCGGCCACGGGCGGUUCUGGCUCACCCCUAGACGGGCGUUUCGGCUUGAGAGAGUCUGA